Molecule: messenger RNA, 1076 nt
Organism: Glycine soja
Lineage: Eukaryota; Viridiplantae; Streptophyta; Magnoliopsida; Fabales; Fabaceae
Product: DNA-directed RNA polymerase V subunit 7-like
Exons: 3
Coding region: 100-696 (198 amino acids)
Biological process (GO): DNA-templated transcription initiation
Molecular function (GO): single-stranded DNA binding; single-stranded RNA binding
Source: RefSeq, a predicted model, not a curated record
UCGUUCCUCACUGUCACUGACUCACUCUUGUUUUCGCUUCGCUACUCAUCAUCCUAAGUAGUGCUGUAGCAGAUUGUUGCUCUUCCUCUUUAGGGGUCUAUGAUCAAGAUAGGGAGUGUGGGUGUGGCCGUAAGUACCAGGAAGAAACAAACAAUGUUUCUCAAAGUCCAGCUGCACUGGAAUGUCAUCAUCGCUGCUGAAAAUCUGCAACCGGAAGGUCUGAUGCUUCAUAGGGCAAUCAUUGUCCGCCUUCUGAGUGACUUUGCUGUGAAGAAGGCCACCAAAGAUCUGGGAUACUUUCUUGCAGUGACCACACUGGAGAAAAUAGGGGAAGGAAAGGUCAGACAACAUACUGGGGAUGUGCUCUUCCCUGUGGUUUUUAAUGCCAUCACCUUCAAGUUUUUCAAGGGUGAGAUAUUAGAGGGUGUUGUCCACAAGGUUCUGAAGCAUGGAGUUUUCAUGAGAUGUGGUCCAAUUGAGAAUGUCUAUCUCUCAAAUUUGAAGAUGCCUGAUUACCGAUAUGUUCCUGGCGAAAACGCAUGCUUCAUGAAUGACAAAAUGUCAAAGAUUGGAAAAGAUGUCACGGUCCGCUUCUCGGUGAUAGGUACAAAGUGGAUGGAAGCAGAAAGGGAAUUUCAGGCAUUGGUCAGUUUGGAAGGGGAUUAUCUGGGACCAAUUUCAACUCCGGAUAUUUAGCUACAUUUUCUUUGUUGCCUUGUCUUCUGAAAUGGAUGAAAUAUUUUCCAUAUGAAGUCAGUUCUUGUAAUUAAUGAUAACUCUGUCUGCCUUCCUUUUAGAACUGUGAUUUCCGGCUUGUGUACGGGAUACACUAGUGAAAUCUGGGACCAAUUUCAACUCCGGAUAUUUAGCUACAUUUUCUUUGUUGCCUUGUCUUCUGAAAUAGAUGAAAUAUUUUCCAUAUGAAGUCAGUUCUUGUAAUUAAUGAUAACUCUGUCUGCCUUCCUUUUAGAACUGUGAUUUCUGGCUUGUGUACGGGAUACACUAGUGAAAUCAAUAUGUGCGUAUGUGUAAUAUGCAUUCUUCUGUUAAUGGUUUAGUAGAAAGCUUGACUUUUU